AUGGGAAUCGCCCCCCGACAGGUCAAGUAUUGCUGGGAGUGCUACACCUUCUUUGAUGGAGAGAGCCUGGAAUUCGAAAGGCAUUGUGCAAGCCAUCUGGUAUCGAUGACUAGCCAGCAUUACGAGGUGAUGGUGUAUCGCCAUACCACACUCCGGGCCGGAUAUUGUAUCGAAUGCAUGUGGGAUGAUAAACGGGCCGCCGCCCGCAGAAUGAGGGCCUUUGAAAGAAGCACAGAGCUAAGAGAUCACUUGGAAGAGCAUAUUGAGCAAAAGUCAUGGCCGUCAGUUUGCUCCGAUCCCCUUUGCAACCAUGCCUCUACCAAUGAAUUGGAUUACCGUCGACACCUUCACGAUGUACACCAUUACAACAAAACCAUUUGUGUGCGAUCCAAGAAGGUCAGCAAGAAACGGUUGUCCUCGGUGCAGGACGAGGAGUCUACUCCAGACAGAGAUCAUUGUAUGCAGCUGAAACGCCCGCGCAAGCAAUGCAAGAAACCUUCCGUACCACCAUCUACUAGCACGAAAGAACUGAAGAUUACUUUCUGGGAACCUCCCGCAAUGUACCUGAAGGCUAUCUCGUCUAUCCCUGCUCAGGAGGAAGAUGAGGAUCAAGAGAGCCUUAAAGAAAUGGCUUGGCAAGCCGUCAAUCACUGCCAGAGCUUGAAUUUGCCUGGUGUAAGCCAAAAUAGCCAGACGGCUCGAUCGGCCACAUUUGGCACACCUGAUUUGACUGAUGGCUUGAGCAGCUGCUCAAGCCCUUCAACAACAAGCUCCACUUUCGGUGCGGUUCCCAUCGACCCACGGAUUCUAGAGACGCCGACUGCUCUCUUGCGCCAGUCGGUUGAGGAAACUGAACAGCCCUCUGCACGAAGCCCAGGGGUGUAUGUGGAAAGCAAUUAUGCUACUGAGCAGCUCAAGGGCAAUACUCCGCUUCAAGAGCUCUUCGCAGACCUAGCCCAAGGAGGUGUAGAUUCUCAAGGUGUGGCUAUACCAGAGACAGACAACAUAACCAUUGAACACGCUCCACUCUCUCCGAUUUCUCUGAACGCGAAGCCAGCACCAAGUUUAACGGACUAUGAGUUGAAGCCAAUAGACGAAGCGGAUUACACAACACAAAGCUCUUCAGACAUGCACGUUAUCAAAGGCAGGAUGGAGGAGGCCGUGGAGCUAACAGGGCCUAUGACAAGAGCUAAAGCUAAGGAGCUAGCGGCCAAGGCUUGUCAGAGAUCUACGGACCUCCAAACCUCAAGUCAGAAAGCUAAGCCUUACAGUCAAGAAGAGGACAAGUUACUGAAGACACUCAUGCGGAAGUUGGCGACUUUCGAAGCGGUGACGCCAGCCUUUCAAAAGCGAUUCCCUGGUCGGUCUGCGAUUUCGCUUCGGAAACGUUGGUCCGUCAUACGAUCGCCGUCGCGGCGGUCGACCCGAUUAAAGCCUCUGUGA
Messenger RNA from Aspergillus oryzae RIB40, 1443 nucleotides. RefSeq lists its product as uncharacterized. The transcript has a single exon. The record is from RefSeq and is a predicted model, not a curated record. Lineage: Eukaryota; Fungi; Ascomycota; Eurotiomycetes; Eurotiales; Aspergillaceae. Bases 1 to 1443 code for a protein of 480 amino acids.